Messenger RNA from Botrytis sinoallii, 687 nucleotides. RefSeq lists its product as uncharacterized. Bases 1 to 687 code for a protein of 228 amino acids. Gene Ontology annotation, biological process: protein localization to Golgi apparatus; Golgi to plasma membrane protein transport; Golgi to endosome transport. The transcript is spliced from 2 exons. NCBI's taxonomy places the organism in Eukaryota, Fungi, Ascomycota, Leotiomycetes, Helotiales, Sclerotiniaceae. The record is from RefSeq and is a predicted model, not a curated record. Gene Ontology annotation, cellular component: trans-Golgi network; Golgi membrane.
AUGGCACGACGAAGAAGACCGCCGCGCGCUGGCGCCAUUUCCGAGUUACCACCCUUAAAGAUCCUCAGCCAGAUUAUAAUCCUCCAAGUGCUUUGGUAUGUUAUCGGGACGGCGCUGAUACUCUUUACCGCACUGGUUGCUGGAAGAGCCUUUUCUUUCGAUAUGGUACUGAGUUGGAGAAGCUUAAGGGGUGAUACAACUGUUGGCUGGAUGUUAGGAUUCGUUUGGAUGUUGAAUAGCUUUAUAGGAGUUAUCUCCCUCCUCCUUCUUGUUUCGCGCUCCAAACUUAUCCCUGAUUUCGCUAUAACCAUUCAUUUCCUGCAUCUCCUAAUCACGUCCUUUUAUUCGCACUCCGUCCCCCGCAAUUGGCUUUGGUGGGCUUUACAAUUCGCAUCUGCGUCUCUCAUGACCUUUUUAGGCAUAUGGAGUUGUCAAUGGCGAGAAUUGCGCCCUAUAAAUUUUGGCACGAAUUCGAAUACGGCUCAGAAUAAUACGAAUACUGUUACAGAUAGCACUGGUAUGGAGAGAGAUAUUAGUGCCGGAAUGGAAGGAGAAGACGACGCUACAAAGGAUAUAGAACAAGGAUAUGGAAGAGGGAGAGGAAGGGGCAGAGGAAGAGAUGGGGCUGGAGAUUAUGAGAUGGUUGGUAUGGGAGCAAAGGCAGAUGAGAAUAUCAACCCUGGUUGA